Messenger RNA from Lutra lutra (Eurasian river otter), 2869 nucleotides. RefSeq names its product interferon regulatory factor 3 (gene IRF3). Gene Ontology annotation, biological process: regulation of transcription by RNA polymerase II; immune system process. Lineage: Eukaryota; Metazoa; Chordata; Mammalia; Carnivora; Mustelidae. Gene Ontology annotation, molecular function: DNA-binding transcription factor activity, RNA polymerase II-specific; RNA polymerase II cis-regulatory region sequence-specific DNA binding; protein binding. Gene Ontology annotation, cellular component: nucleus. The transcript is spliced from 7 exons. The coding region runs from base 856 to 2313 and encodes 485 amino acids. The record is from RefSeq and is a predicted model, not a curated record.
UGUAGACUGACCGCAGUUGAAGUUUUUAUUUCGUGAAAUCGAUAGAAAAGAAAACCGCAUUGCUCUGAAGCUCAGCUGGCAGGAAGGAGGGUGUGCAGCUACAAGUUCCGAGAGCUAUCGGACCUCCAAAAGCAGGGGUGGGUCCUAGCACUUUGCGCCCCCGACUCUUCACGUAGGUAACGGCGGAUCUGGGGAAUGGGUGGCGUCCGGACCGAGAAGCGCCAGAAAAAACGGGUCUCCCCUGAGAGUCUAGAGGAGGCACUGUACUCGGGAAAGUGAAGCAGCCAGGGGAGAAAGUGAAACAAUGGCCGGUGCUGGAGGUCGGCUGUAAAAACAACAUGACAACAACAGCAAAAAGUAGCGGGGAGGGUGGGAAAGGCAGGCGUCCUCACUGGGGGAUCUAAGGGAGAGAAGAGUGGACCCUGAAAAUGGGAGGCAGUCCACCCUAUAAAGUGUGUGUGUGUGUGUGCGCGCGUGUGCGCGCGGGCGCCCUAGAAGAGCCAGGCUGUGUUUGGGGUGGGGUGGAUGGAGGGUCUAGGGUGGAAAUGGCUGAGCGGCUCUUCCGUGGGGCAGUUUGUAGAAGGGGUCUACAACACGGUUAAGUGCAGGAGGUAGAGAUCUACAAGUGAAUAACGUCUGCCCUGGCAUAACUAGGGGAGGUUCUCUAACUUGGAAGUGGGGUUAACUGCAUUGGGUGAUGUGGGGGAGGGGAAAGGAGAAAAGGGUUUACCGCGGAAGAGGGAGGGAUCUACACUGGCGGAAUUGGGGAGGUAGGGGGCCUGCACAGAAGAAGGUGGGGAAAGAAGAGGGGGGCCGUCCGCGCCCACGAACUGCCCUCUAAGCGCAGGCCGGACCAUGGGAACCCCAAAGCCGCGGAUCCUGCCCUGGCUUGUGUCGCAGCUGGACCUGGGGCAGCUGGAGGGGGUGGCCUGGCUGGACGAGAGCCGCACACGCUUCCGCAUCCCUUGGAAGCACGGCUUGCGGCAGGAUGCCCAGCAAGAAGACUUCGGCAUCUUCCAGGCGUGGGCUGAGGCCAGCGGUGCCUACACUCCCGGAAAGGAUAAACCUGAUCUGCCCACCUGGAAGAGGAAUUUCCGAUCUGCCCUGAACCGGAAGGAGGGGCUGCGUUUAGCCGAGGAUAGGAGCAAGGACCCCCACGACCCGCACAAGGUCUAUGAGUUUGUGAUCUCAGGAGCUGGGAACUUUCCUGAGUCGGACACAUCACUGGGGACCAAUGGUGGAUGCAGUACCUUGGCUACCCAGGAAGACAUACUAGAGGAGUUACUGAAUGACAUGGCCUUGGCCCCAUUCCCAGAUGGGGGGCCCUCGAGCCUGGCUGUGGUCCCUGAACAGACCCCUCCGUUCUUGCUGAGCCCCACCGUAGACAUCCCUCCUCCCUGCCCAAACUCAGAGCCCCCGGAAAACCCACUGAGGCGGCUCUUGGUGCCUGAGGAAGAGUGGGAGUUCGAGGUGACUGCCUUCUACAGGGGCCGCCAAGUCUUCCAGCAGACUGUCUUCUGCCCGAGGGGCCUGCGGCUGGUGGCAUCAGAAGCAGGGGACGGGAUGCUGCCUGGACAGCCAAUCAUAUUGCCAGACCCUGGGGUAUGGCUGACGGACAGGGGUGUGUUGGGCUACGUGAGGCGUGUGCUGAGCUGCCUGGGCGGGGGACUAGCUCUGUGCAGGGCAGGACAGCGGCUCUGGGCCCGGAGGCUGGGCCACUGCCACACAUACUGGGCCUUGGGCGAGGAGCUCCUCCCUGACAGCAGUCACGGGCCCAGUGGUGAGGUCCCCAAGGAUGAGGAAGGACACGUGUUCGACCUACGGCCUUUCGUGUCAGGUUGUUCCCACAUGCCUGAGGGCCCUGCUGGACAUGGCACGCUCAGAGGGUGCUUCCUCACUGGAGAACACUGUGGACCUGCACAUUUCCAACAGCUACCCACUCUCUCUCACAUCAGAGCAGUACAAGGCCUACCUCCAGGACCUGGUCGAGGACAUGGAUUUCUAGGCCACGGGGGAGGUCUGAUCCCUCACUCCUCACGGGUGCUGCCCCCUCGUGCCUUCACCUCGGCCAAUAAACUAUUUCUUGCCACUGUCACCACUUGUGUGCCUGGUGUUGGGUGUGACCUAGACUGGGCGUUAUUCCUUCUUAGGGCCUCAGCGUACCCAUCUGUGCAAGCAACUCCCACCCCAGAUGCUCUCUGCAUGAGGACAGACACUGUGCAGGGGGCAGGUGAUACCUGUCACCUCCUUACCUCUUCCCUGGACCUGGUGAGGAGGGGACAGUCACCCCCAUUUUACAGACCAAGACACUGAUGCUUGGAGAAAAGCAAGGGUCACAAAGCAAGAAACACAAGAUGGGUUAGAAUCCAGUCUGACUCCAGGGGUGCUGCUCUCCAAGGGGGGCCCUGGGGCAGAAUCUAGAACCCCUGUCUUGUCUAUGAACAGUUCAGGCCACUGUCCAGUUAGCAAAGAACCUUUCACCUGGAUCAUCCUGUCAGUUGGGGGCGGGGGCCUUAGGUCCCCCCGCAGCUCCUGCUGGGCGACCUCAGGCAAGUCCUCCCUUCCAGGCCCUGAGCCCCGCUCUGCACUGGGUUGGAACAGGCAGUUCUAGAGAAGUUCUGGGCUUUAGCCUUAAAGACUGCCCACCCCAGAGGGGACUGAUGGAGGCCAGUGUGGCCCUGACUCACUCUGUGGCCCCUGCUGCUCUGUGCCUCAGUUUCCCUCUCUACUGCAGGAGAAUGGAUAAGAUCACUGCAGCCUCGGAGGACUGGUAAAAAGAGAAUCCAAUUCAAUGGGGGACAAAGGUCCUACUGCUGGGGCAAUUCCAGGGCAGACCGAUAGCACCCAGGUGCCCCGAGCUUGGAAGACA